Messenger RNA from Cervus elaphus (red deer), 2465 nucleotides. It is a transcript of the gene GHDC, whose product is annotated as GH3 domain containing. Gene Ontology annotation, cellular component: cytoplasm. The record is from RefSeq and is a predicted model, not a curated record. The transcript is spliced from 10 exons. Lineage: Eukaryota; Metazoa; Chordata; Mammalia; Artiodactyla; Cervidae. The coding region runs from base 219 to 1910 and encodes 563 amino acids. Gene Ontology annotation, molecular function: acid-amino acid ligase activity.
GCCGGACUUCCCUUUAAAGCCUGGGCUCCAUCUUUCUGGCUAGCUGUGUACUGAGGCUGUUCCGGAGCCUUGAGGGGCCCCUGGGUGCCGGGCAGAGGCACAAGUGGGCUGUGACAGAUGGGCAAGGGUACGGAGCUCAAAGCAGCUGACUGAGUGCCCCAGGGCCAGACAGCUAACCAGGGGCAGAGCCAGGAUCUGAACUCAGGAGCUGCUUGGAGAUGCUGCUGCUGCUGCUGUCCCUGUCGCUGCUGCUGCCACUGGCCGUACUCCUGUGGCGGCCGCGGUCCUGGGAUGCCAGGCAGUCCUGGCUUGUCCGCCUCCAGCACCGUGUGGCGUGGGGGGCCCUGCGCUGGGCAGCUGCCUGGCAGCAGAAGAGACUAGCGCAGAGCACGCUGCACGCGGGCCAGAGCCAGCAGCAGGCCCUGAGGCGGUGUCUGCAUGGAGCCCAGGGUCCCCGCUGUACCCUCAGAGGAAGCACAGGCCUGUUCUGGAUUCCUUCCUUGAGGGUCUCACCAGUCUGGCCUGAACCCUUGGGAAACUCUGUGGCUUCAUGGGGAUUUUAUGAUGUUUUGGGGGCUACAGAUAUAAGCACCUUCCGGAAUCAUCUCCCUCUGACCAAGGCCAGCCAGGCCCAGGAGGAAGAAAGUGGGGGGCAGCCCUUGCCCCCCACCUCAAACCGGCAUCAUGGAGAGGCCUCUCUGCAGGCCACCUUGCUGGGUUUGGCCGCCCUAAACAAGGCCUACCCGGAAGUGCUGGCUCCAGGAGGCACGGCCCGUGUGACUGCUUCCUCCCCUUGGCCCUACCGCCUCCCCUGGCCUUGGCAUGCCCUGGGCCAGGUGAGCCCCACUGGAGCCAAGGACCCAAGGGUCCUGCUGCUGGAGGCAUUGAGGUCCCCAGGGCUGCGGGCUCUGGAAGCUGGGACGGCCGCAGAGCUCCUAGAUGUCUUCUUGGACCUGGAGGCCCACGGGGAAGAGCUGGCUGAGGCCAUCGCUGCUGGGAACCCAGGAGCACCUCUCCCCAGACGGGCAGCUGAGCUGCGAGAGGCCCUGGAGCAGGGAACCCGAGGAUUGGCCCUUCGGCUCUGGCCAAAACUGCAGGUGGUGGUGACUCUGGACGCAGGAGGCCAGGCUGAGGCUGUGGCCGCCCUGGGGGCCUUGUGGUGCCAAGGGCUCACCUUCUUCUCACCCGCUUACGCUGCUUCUGGAGGGGUGUUGGGCCUGAGUCUGUGGCCAGAGCAGCCCCAUGGCCUGUACCUUCUGCCCCCUGGAGCCCCCUUUAUUGAGCUGCUCCCACUCAAGGAAGGAACUCGGGAAGAGGCUACCCCCACUGUCCUGCUGGCUGAGGCCCAGAAGGGCAAGGAGUAUGAGCUGGUGUUGACCAACCACGUCAGCCUCACCAGAUGCCGGCUCGGUGAUGUGGUACAGGUAGUGGGUGUCUACAAUCAGUGUCCGGUCGUCAAAUUCAUCUGCAGGCUGGGCCAGACCCUGAGUGUUCGAGGCGAAGACACUGGUGAGGAUGUGUUCUCUGAGGCCCUGGGCCGGGCCGUGGGGCAGUGGCCGGGGGCCAAGCUGUUGGAUCAUGGCUGGGUGGAGAGUAGGAUUCUGGAUUCCUCUGAGGGCUCCGCUCCCCACUAUGAGGUAUUUGUGGCACUGAAGGGGCUGAGGAAUUUGUCAGAGGAAAAUCGAGACAAGCUUGACCACUGCCUUCAGGAGACCUCCACUCGCUACAAGUACCUGCGGUUCCGGGGCAGCAUGGGCCCUGCCCAAGUCCACCUGGUGGGGCAGGGGGCCUUCAGGGAACUGCGGGCAGCCCUCGCUGCCUGCCCCUCGGCCCCUUUCCCUCCUGAGAUGCCCCGGGUCCUCAGGCACAGGCCCCUGGCCCAGUGCCUGCAGAGGAGGGUGGUGUCCUGAGCUGAGGCCUGCCCCCAGCCCCGUUCACCCCCAUGGGCUGCCUCGCUCUUUCCUCUGGGGCCCCUCUGGAUGUGGAGCCCUUGGCCAGGGUCUUCAUGUGUCAGCUGCCAGCUGCCCAUGAGAGCUGCUGCCCUUAGGGUUGCCUGAGCUAGCCCAUCAGUUCCGAGGAGUUGACUUCAAGGACAGAGCAGACACCAGCAGUGCCCCACCCGGAGCUCCCAGCCCACCCUAGAGGACACAGGAGUUCCAAUCCCCGCUGGCAAUGCCUAUGUUUCACCAGGCAGGCUGGAAGUGUUGGAAGUUCAGGCUCCCAGGAGUGACCCUCAUUUGGCAUGGAGCAGGGGCUGGUGACCGCAGACCUCAGCUCUGUCGUCCCUCAGUAGAACAGCUCUAAAGUGUAUUCUAUAGCAUCUCCCUCCCAGGGUCUCCACCAAUUGCCCGCGGUGGUAACUUUCUCAUUAACACGGUUCUUACUGGUUUUCCUCCUGUCUCUUGGGUCCCUCCUCCCAUGUGCUUUCUAGGGUCACCUGCCAAAUAAACUUCUUACACCCAGAA